This is a messenger RNA of Adineta ricciae, 1296 nucleotides long. The record is from the annotation of a GenBank genome assembly. Lineage: Eukaryota; Metazoa; Rotifera; Eurotatoria; Adinetida; Adinetidae.
AUGCACGCUCACGGACUCGUCUGUUCCUGGCGUGUUAUUGACACGAAUGACAAUCAAUACUGUUGGAUUAUUCUUAUAGGUCUCGGUUUUCUGCUUGUCGAAACAGGUGUCGUCAUCUGGCUUCGAAAUGGACACGAAUUCAAAGUAGUUGCUUUUUGCUUGAUAUUCUAUUUGUCGUGCACAACGCCGUCUUUAUGGAUAAUACAUUUCGACACUGCAAAUCGAAAGUUAUAUCGUCUAGCAGAAGAUAAACUAAAUGCUCGAGCGACUGGUCCAUCCGUUCAUAUGCGGCGUCAACAGUACAUUUCGACAAAUUCAUCUUCAGCACAAACACUAUCCACUUCCACAUCGCUUAUUCAAUCGAUCGGACAACUCGAGUGUCAUGAUAAAGCAUGGUACUACAUGGACGAACAACGCUGGCUCGAUGCAAUUCAAGAAACAAUGCUCAUCGUUCUAGCCAUAUGUCGACUGUUAUUAAGUCGAGAACAUAUGACUGUAGAGAAAAGUGGUAUCAUUCUACUAAUCACUCUUGUGAACGGUGCUGAUCUCUUGGCUAUGUCACAUUCGUUACAAUAUCAUGAUGUUAUCGUGGAACGCCUUUGGAUGUAUAUAGGAUUAGUUUUGUUAACAAUUGGCUUGUUUCAGAUGGCAUUUAUCGACACGGAUGGUCUAACACCGUCAUCAACGCUGAAUUCAAAAGGCAAACUCAAGAAACGCAUUCAUUUUCUACAAGAUCAAAAUCUAUGUCCACUCUUUCGAACUUUGUUCAUUCACGAUGGUCUCCUCCUUCUCUAUCGAACAUUAUUAGCCGCUCGAGUCCGAUGUAGUAAGCCUACAAUCAUAUUUUAUAUGGCGAAAAAUUUCCUUAUGAUUGCAUUACAUUGCUAUCGUGCGUACCAUACAUCCAAAGAAAAGGAUCGGAAGAAAGCAUUGGCAGCUUUUGAACAUUUCAUUAAUCCAUCAUCCCUUUCUCGGAAACAUCGUCGUCCUUUGUAUGGAUUAGAACGAACUCGUCUAGGUAAUCAUCAACAGCAACAACAACAGCAACGAUUAUUACACCGAACUUUACGCCAACCCUCAUCAAUAGCGCACCGACGAAAAACCAAAACUCCGCGAGUCAUACAUACGUUCUCGAAUAAUUCGAUUUCCUAUCCAUUUGCACGACGCCGAAAUGAUGGCGGUCGAGCACGAACCGCAUUUGCACUCUAUGGUCUACCUUUCCGUACAGAACAAGCUCCGCGAGCAGCAACAAUAUCUUCAGCGGGAAGUCUUGUUGCCAAAGCAUUAGUUCAUUGA